Carassius carassius (crucian carp) is the source of this 1145-nucleotide messenger RNA. RefSeq lists its product as uncharacterized. Bases 249 to 902 code for a protein of 217 amino acids. NCBI's taxonomy places the organism in Eukaryota, Metazoa, Chordata, Actinopteri, Cypriniformes, Cyprinidae. The transcript is spliced from 2 exons. The record is from RefSeq and is a predicted model, not a curated record.
GGCUUAGGCCUCCUUAUUCUCACUAACACAUUGUGUUACUAUUGUUUUAAUCUCAUUUCAAGUUUUGGUUCACUUUGAUCUUUUUCUAUCCUCUGUUCUGUUGUGAUUUGUUUCUUUCAUUUCACAUAGAGACAGUAACCUGUGAGAGCCACCAAAGAAGCUAAAUAGUAGAGCGACAACCAGCAGCCGGUGUCAUCACGCGACCCGCUAGGCUACUGCCUGUCAAAUCUCCAUUUCAGGGAGUCAGGAUGUUCCAGCCAUCCAGUCCAGCAGUCCACGGGGGCCACCUCUCGACAUGGUUGAAAGCAGUGACGACCCCCUUCCUGCCCAAGGACGCCAGUAACCUGCAGCACCCAGAGCAACUAGACACCGAGCUAGAUGAACUGAUGGCACACGAUCCAACCCAAAGCGACUACUACAAAGAACUCGCCAGGAUCCUCGGAAGCCUAGUUCACAUUCUCGUCGCCCAGGCACGGCUCAGCGAACGGAGCAACAUCGACCUUGGACAACAAGCAGCAACGCUUAAGUUUCAAGCGGAGGAGGCCUGGACGGACCAGGCCCGAACCCAGAGUCGCCUUGAUCAGCUCCUCCUCGAGACCCAAAACCAGCGCAAGAAAGAGGACGACACAGAUCCAGAGCUGCAGAAAGAAGUAGAAAGACUUCACAAUGCCCUGCAAGAUCUUCGCCUUGACACAGAUCAAAGAAAACAGCUGGAGAGAGAAGCCAGAAAAGAACUCAACAAAAAACUCCAGCAAAGUGACGCUCUCCUAAAAAGAGCAGACACUGAACUGAAAGAAAAAGACUAUAAAACCUGGGCCUGCAAAACACACUUGCAAGCGGCCCGAGCUAAAAUCAACGAGCUUACUCUGCAGAGAGACUUGACACUGUUCACACAGAACUGAAACAUUCUGACAGAUUACAGAGUGGCUGGAUCAGUGGAAACGCACACCACAGAGUUUCUCACGGCCCGCCACUCCAACCCUUUCAGCCAAGAACCCAGAGCUGAAAAAGGGGGUGUAAGCCCACGGCUCAAGAAAUCACCAGCCAGCUUACAAGAACACCUGUCAACAAUGGAGGGGGGAGAACCCUUCCAGAGAAAGCAUGCCACUAAACCCUGCACGGCUCACAGAGAACUUGACAAGCUA